This is a messenger RNA of Lactuca sativa (garden lettuce), 1054 nucleotides long. RefSeq lists its product as uncharacterized. Lineage: Eukaryota; Viridiplantae; Streptophyta; Magnoliopsida; Asterales; Asteraceae. The record is from RefSeq and is a predicted model, not a curated record.
CUUACCUUUACCGGAAACACGUGGAUUGUCGUAGAACACCUACGCUCCAAUUGUCCGAUUCCGACGUACGGUAGUCUCUAACCAGUGUAGCGCCGGCGACGUCGGCUGAUCGGCUCCUGCUCUCCGCAUUGCCAUAGGGCAAACGCCUCACCGUUCUGCUGCCUUUCCCCCUCUUCGUUUGUAUCGCGCGCUUAAAAUGGCAUCCUUGAAACAUCCGAAUCAACCUGAAACUAUAAAUCAUGAUGCAAAUGGUGCUAUAUCUAGUUAUGAACAUCAAAGAAGCAUGACAAACAACGAAGAUGGAGAAGAUGACUGGUAUCACAAAGAGAUGAACGAUAUUCUUGCUAAAAAACAAAUGUUUUUUAGUUCAAAUUGCAGAAAUAUAGAAACAUCUACUCAUUGUAAAGAGAGAAAUCAGUGUAUGAAGUGUUCUAAAGGUGGUCAGUUGUUAGUUUGCAGUUCAAAAUCUUGCUCAUUUGUGUUUCAUGAAAGUUGUUUGUUCUUCACUUCUGAUACAACUGGAAACUUCUAUUGCCCUUUUUGUAAAUAUUCUCAAUUAAUCUCAAACUACAGAAUAAUUAAGAAAAAAGCUUCAUUAGCAAGAAAUGAUGUGGCUUCUUUCAAUGGUUUGGUGUUACCAAAAAUGCCACACGAGAGAUUGUAUGUGUCUGACCACAUUAAGCCAUGCACAAGAUUAGUUGUUCCACAAAGAAGAAGAAGAGUCCCAGUCCCUUGGACAAAAUCAGAGGAAGAUACACUAAAGAAAUGGGUGGAAAAGUUUUUAGGAGAGAGUGAUGGAGGUUUUAUUCCAUGGAGGAUGAUCUUAGAACUUGGUGUUUCUGUAUUUCAAAAAAGUCGUACACCUGUUGACCUUAAAGAUAAGUGGAGAAAUAUGCAAAAAGCAAGCAAAUGCUCAAUAUGAAGUUUUAGAUUUGGUUUGUGAUUGAGCUUUAUGUGUUUUUUGAAUAUAUUUUUUUUUGGCAUGAUUCUACUAUUAUUGAUGAAUUUUAAUUAUUGAAAGAAGUAGGGUAACAUAUAUGCAAUUUUUAUCAUA